AUGCGUCAGCCAGCAGCCCAAAGCAGGAAGCUACAGUCUAGCCACUGGUUUGAGCCAUGCAUCAAGCCGUUGUGCGAAGACACCCUGGGGACGUGCAUCGACACUGCGGCCCACAAGUGGGGGGACCGUGUCGGCUGGGCCUUCGUGCAGGAAGGGAGGCUGUGCACUUACGCCCAAUACAAGGAACAGGUGGACAGUUUGGCCCGAGGCCUUCUUUCUGCGGGAUUUUCCAAGGGUGACCCUUUGAUGAUCUGGUCCCCGAGCACCUUUCACUGGACUCUCAUGGCCGGUGCUGCAGCCAAAGCUGGCGUACUUUCGGCAAGCACGCACUUCGGCCUGACUCCUCCAGAAUUCGAGAAGUGCCUGACGACUGUGGACUUCAAAGGUAUCUACAUUCCACAGCCAUUCAAGAUCUUCAACUACUACGAGAUGCUGUGUUCCCUAAUACCUGAACUGAAGGACUCCCCGCCAGGGCAGCUCAAGUCGAAGAAGUAUCCAUCCCUGAGGACUGUCAUCAUCGACAGUGACCAGAGCAUGCCGGGCUGCGUUGCUCUGCGAGAUCUGAUGCAAGGGGGAGAGGCCGACCUGCAGGCAGCACAGAAAGGUGUGACCGCUGGCGAUCCGUUCACCAUAGUGUUCACUUCCGGCACGACUGGAACACCUAAGGCUGCUGUGCUGAGCCACAGCAACUUCAUCAACAACGUCCUCAUGUAUGACCAGAGGGCUAAGCUCACGCAGGAGACUGUGAUGUGCAACCCGCUGCCCUUCUUCCACGUGUACGGCCUGAGCGUGGUACUGGCUCGUACACUGGUGCUGGGUGCCAAGGCCGUCGUGCCAGCACCUGCGUACGAUGCUGCUGCUGUCCUGAAGGCCGUCCAAGAGCACAGAUGCACCGAGCUAUAUGGUUCGCCCACCAUGUUUGUGGACAUCAUCAACUCUCCACUGAGGAAACAGUUUGACCUUUCUUCUCUGCGGCAAGGAGAGUCUGGUGGAAAUGUCGUCACCCCUGCAAUACGUAGCCUUGUCCGAGAAAAGCUCCACGUCAACGUGAGGGUGGGCUUUGGCACUUCUGAGCUGACCACGGCAGCGAUAGUGACGAGCAAUGAUGACCCUGACGACAAGCAGCUAAACACUGUUGGUCGACCACUGCCGGGCCUGGAGGUGAAAAUUGUGGACCCCAGCACAGGCGCAGUGCAGCCAACGGGCACGCCAGGGGAAGUCUGGGGUCGGGGUCCUAAUGUCUUCCUGGGCUACUACGGUGAUGAACAGAAGACCAAGGAGGCCAUGACACCCGAUGGAUUUUACAAGACGGGUGAUGUUGGAAUAAUGGAUAACGAGGGCUUCGUUACCAUCGUCAGCCGGCUCAAGGAUGUGGUGAAUCGCGGCGGCGAGAAGGUGUACCCGACCGAGGUGGAGGAGUUGUUUAACACUCAUCCAUCCAUCCAGGAGUGUCACAUCAUUGGCGUGCCAGACGAACGGUUAGGCGAAGAGGUGUGUGCCUGGAUAGUGCUCAAGCCAGAUGCAAAGGUCACAGACGAAGAACUCAAAGAGCACUGCAAGGGCAAGCUGAGUCACUUCAAAAUUCCUCACUACUUCAUCUAUGAUGCCAAAGUUCCCAAGACGCCCAUAGGAAAACCACAGAAGGCUCAAAUGCGGCUGUUGGCUGCCGAAAAGCUUGGCCUUGCAAGAUGAUUCCAAAGAUGUCUGUGAUCCGUGCCUUACAAUUUUUUCUAGUAACGACUGCCGUGAGAUUUUUUUAUAUAUGUCUGCGUAGUGCAGACAUUGCACAAUAUACUGAUUCAGUCUAUGGAAGCGUUUGCUACUUUUACAACGUAAGCUGUUACGACGUCAUUCUAACAGCAUAUUUUUGCGGAGAUGCUGUCCUCUGCCACCAUCAAUGGGAGCCUUCAUGCAAAUUAGUGAGAAAAUAAAAUAAUAACAGCCCACCUUGCAAAUGAAA
Molecule: messenger RNA, 1960 nt
Organism: Rhipicephalus sanguineus (brown dog tick)
Lineage: Eukaryota; Metazoa; Arthropoda; Arachnida; Ixodida; Ixodidae
Product: medium-chain acyl-CoA ligase ACSF2, mitochondrial
Exons: 16
Coding region: 1-1692 (563 amino acids)
Biological process (GO): fatty acid metabolic process
Molecular function (GO): medium-chain fatty acid-CoA ligase activity
Source: RefSeq, a predicted model, not a curated record